AUGCCGCACGUUCAGUAUACAGGCUCACGACGAACAACAGUGGGAAGAGAGCUCAUCGAAGCCAUCACCAAGCGCGGCGACAAAGCGAUAGCAACAGCGCGCAACCUAUCGAGCAUUGAAGACCUGAAGUCCGAUAGCGUGGCAACGCUUCAACUAGAAGUCACUGCUUCCCAAGAUGAAUUGAACCAGCGAGCUGAAGAAGCCGUCAAAGCGUUUGGUCGGAUCGAUGUACUGGUGCAUAACGCUGGCUAUAUGCAAAUGGGGACGUGGGAGGACCUCACGCCCGAGCUGUUGCAGGCUCAAUUCGCUACCAACUUCUUUGGACCUGUCAAUCUCACGAGAGCAAUCCUUCCACACAUGCGGUCCAGGAAUGCAGGCACAGUCGUCUUCGUUAACUCCACCUCAAGAUUGCAGCACUUUGCCGGUGUGGCUGCGUAUGGAGCUAGCAAAGCAGCGCUUGACCGCUUCGUGGAUGGAUUAACCCGCGAAGUCGGACCAGCCGGAAUCAAGACACUCUCCCUGGACAUCGGAGCCUUCCAGUCCUCGCUCAUCCUAGAGCACAAGGCACCAAGCAAUGUCCCGCCCACGGAACAUCACGGACAGCUAAUGGACGCACUUGUGGGAUACCUGCCUCUUGUCCAUGCCAACCCUGUCAUCGACAUCACCAAGCUAGCAAAUCUGUUCGUGGACCUUGUCAAAGGCGAAGGUGUUGCUGAAGGGCGCGAGAUCCCGCUCCGAUUGCCGGGUGGACCCGACGAUUUGUGGAAAGAACUUGCCAACGAGCAGAAGGACAUUCCGCAGACUCUUCCAGUUGGACCGGACGCGUUCGAAUAUGUCAAGCAAUUGUCCGAAUACGGCCUCCGCAAGAUCGAGAUGUGGGAGGACGUGAUCAAAUCUGCCAACGUCGAGACCCGUGCUGCACAAUAG
Saxophila tyrrhenica is the source of this 927-nucleotide messenger RNA. RefSeq lists its product as uncharacterized. Bases 1 to 927 code for a protein of 308 amino acids. NCBI's taxonomy places the organism in Eukaryota, Fungi, Ascomycota, Dothideomycetes, Mycosphaerellales, Extremaceae. The transcript is spliced from 3 exons. The record is from RefSeq and is a predicted model, not a curated record.